AUAUACAAGCAGGCGCCCCAUGGGCAGCAGCGGCAGCCGGGCCUUGAGGCGGUGGUGACAGCCCCGACAGCUGCCCGCAGGAGGCAGCCCUGGAUAGUGGGAUGUCACCGCGGGAACAGCCACGACACUCAGCCCCGCAGCACCCUCCCCCCCACUCCCGACGGUGGGGACAAGACCCUGCACCUGCUGGACCAGCUGCUGGCCACGUGGGUGGUCUGGGACCCUGGGGAGUUGGGGCCCGGGAUGGCCAUGUCGCCAGAGCAGAGCACUGAAGAACACCCGGACAGCAGCAGUGCCUAAAGCCCCGGCAGCAGUCACAAGAGGCCCGAGAGGCAGCCAGCCAUCUCCUGCGACUCCUUGGAGGAGCUGAUGGCCAGCACGAGCAGGAGCACUCCCCGACGGCGCCCCGGCCCCGUGGCCACCGCGGACCCCAGCCUGCCUGGCCAG
Molecule: messenger RNA, 447 nt
Organism: Galeopterus variegatus (Sunda flying lemur)
Lineage: Eukaryota; Metazoa; Chordata; Mammalia; Dermoptera; Cynocephalidae
Gene: CYS1
Product: cystin 1
Source: RefSeq, a predicted model, not a curated record